This is a messenger RNA of Phytophthora infestans T30-4, 357 nucleotides long. Its product is annotated as secreted RxLR effector peptide protein, putative. The transcript has a single exon. The coding region runs from base 1 to 357 and encodes 118 amino acids. NCBI's taxonomy places the organism in Eukaryota, Oomycota, Peronosporomycetes, Peronosporales, Peronosporaceae. The record is from RefSeq and is a predicted model, not a curated record.
AUGUGGCUGUACCGGUUCCUGACUGCGUUGGGUUCUGGUGUUUCGAUUUUGUCGGCAUGUAUCGAUGGUGCUUCUAUGCCUGUCCUCUCGAAAACGACGGGCUUAAACUUGCCCCAGGUGCUGACGGACACGCCAGAAUAUUUCUCAGCGAAACGACUUUUGAGGGGUUCUACGAAGCAGAAUGAAGACAGAGUGAUCAACGCUGGAAUCGAAAAACUGACCGGGCUCAUCAAGGCGGGGGUGUUAAAGCUUGGUGAAAAUGUGGACUGGCGGUCCUGGCUUUUAAUCGAUCAAAGUGCGACGGAUAUUCUCACGAUGUUCAGGCUUGAAAAGGGCUUGAGCGGGGCUCUGGUGUAA